AGUCUAUGGAGUGUUUACGGCCCCUCAUGCAUAUUCAUAACUGAAUAUUGACACUUUCGUUUGGGCGAUUGGGACACAACUUGGUGCGAAGUUGAGUAUCUGUUGGGUGUGCAUCAUCUCUGCUGCCCCUCCCGGGCUGGGGUCCUCGGCUCUUCGCUGCCCCUCCCCACUCCCUCCAGCUCUUCCUCUCCGUGUCAGCAUGGCGGCCGUGGAGCCCAGAGAAUGUGAGACAGACGGCUGCGGCAGCGAGGCCAAGCUGCAGUGCCCAACCUGCAUCAAGCUCGGAAUCCAGGGCUCGUAUUUCUGCUCCCAGGAGUGCUUCAAAGGGAGUUGGUCCACCCAUAAACUGCUACACAAGAAAGCAAAGGAAGACAAGAGCAAGGACGAGACAAAGAGCAGUGUGGAGAACGACGUUAACACAGACCCAUGGCCUGGCUACAGAUACACGGGCAAACUGCGCCCACACUACCCGCUGACCCCAAAGCGGCCCGUUCCAGAUAACAUCCAGAGACCUGACUAUGCAGAGCAUCCUUUAGCCGCGGAGGUGGGCCUCAUCGCAGGGAUGUCCGAGUCUGAGCAGACCAUGAAGGGGACGUCCCAGAUUAAGAUUCUCUCUCCGGAGGACAUCGAAGGCAUGAGAGUCGUGUGCAGGCUCGCCCGAGAGGUGCUCGACAUCGCCGCCCUGAUGGUGAAACCUGGCAUGACGACUGAGGAGAUCGACCACGCUGUGCACCUGGCUUGCACGGCGAGGAACUGCUACCCGUCGCCCCUCAACUACUACAACUUUCCCAAGUCCUGCUGCACGUCCGUCAACGAGGUCAUCUGUCACGGCAUCCCGGACCGGCGCCCCCUGCAGGACGGAGAUAUUCUCAACGUGGACAUCACCGUUUACCGCAAUGGGUACCAUGGAGACCUUAAUGAAACCUUCUUUGUUGGGGAAGUGGAGGAAGGGGCGCGAAGGCUGGUCCAGACGACCUACGAGUGCCUCAUGCAGUCCAUCGACGCGGUGAAGCCAGGCGUCCGCUACAGGGAGCUGGGCAACAUCAUCCAGAAGCACGCCCAGGCCAGCGGGUUCUCAGUGGUGCGCAGUUACUGUGGACACGGCAUCCACAAGCUGUUCCACACCGCGCCCAACGUGCCACACUACGCCAAAAAUAAAGCUGUGGGGGUGAUGAAGCCAGGCCAUGUGUUCACCAUUGAGCCUAUGAUCUGCGAGGGGGGGUGGCAGGACGAGACGUGGCCGGACGGCUGGACGGCGGUGACCCGGGACGGGAAGCGCUCGGCGCAGUUUGAGCACACCCUGCUGGUGACGGAGACGGGCUGCGAGAUCCUCACGCGCCGCCUGGACGACAGCGGCCGCCCCCACUUCAUGAGCCAGAUGUAGAGCGGACCGUGGUGGCCCCCGACGGUCCCGCACACGCACGGAUACGCACACACAUACACACACACGCACGCAUACACACACACGCACGCAUACACA
Anguilla anguilla (European eel) is the source of this 1480-nucleotide messenger RNA. RefSeq names its product methionyl aminopeptidase 1 (gene metap1). Gene Ontology annotation, biological process: proteolysis. Gene Ontology annotation, molecular function: metalloaminopeptidase activity. The transcript is spliced from 12 exons. The record is from RefSeq and is a predicted model, not a curated record. Lineage: Eukaryota; Metazoa; Chordata; Actinopteri; Anguilliformes; Anguillidae. The coding region runs from base 200 to 1384 and encodes 394 amino acids.